AGAUCCUGGGGGAACAUUUUUCAAUUUCUUUCUCAUUUUUCUUUCUUUCUCUCUACUUCAGCUUGCCAUAAAGACAUGGCAGGAGCCACAGGCCCGUUAAGCGUUCGCAGAUCAUUCGUGUCGACAUGCCCAAGAAAGGGAACCGAAAACGGCUGAAAUUUAGAGCUGGGGACGUUUGUUCGGAAUCAGUGACCGUUGCUGAUUAUGCUGAUGCCGACCCAGCCAUUGUGAAGUCGGGGAGGUUGAAAAAGGCUGUUGCAAAUGCAGUUGAGAAAGAAGUGAAAUUACUCUGUGGCCUGGAGGCCUCUCAGGGUGAUGUGGAGGAAGUCCUCUUGUCUUCACAGAGCGUCACAGCUGACGCUCUGGACAGCAGCGAUGACCUAGAACCAGAAGAGGAUGGAGAAAAUGAUGCUAAAGUGGCCCACAAGAAGAAAAACAAGAGGAGAAAGGAAAGCAUUGAGAGCGGUGAUGGGGGGGAGUACCCAGUGGAUAUUUGGUUAAUGCUCGCCUCCUAUAUCCGGCCCGAGGACGUGUGCAGAUUUGCUCUAAUCUGUAGGAAUGCCUGGACGGUCACAUGCACCGCUGCUUUUUGGACCAGGCUCUACAGAAGGCACUACAAGACUGAUGCUGACCUGCCGUUCCGUCUCCAGCCUGACUGCAUUGACCGGAUGUGCUCUUUACGUGCCCGUGUGAUUCGCUCCCUUUUCCAUUUGUAUGAGCCAUUCAGCCUGCGUGUCUCAAAAAUUCCUGCCCUGCCAGAAUCCACGCCCACAACCGUGCUGAACUCCAAGUGUUUACUGUUCUGGGUCAGAAAGGUGUCGGGUACUCGGCCUGAGGCAUUGUGGGAGUUCAACUUCAAGUUUCUAAAGCAGCAGAGACACAGUAAGAAUGGUUGUGCCAAGUCCUUGUGCAUGCCCAGACAAUACGAAGAUGUCCACACGAACCCAGACUCUGACUGCUACAUGCUUCAGGUCACCACCCUCAACUUCAUCUUCACCCCCGUGGUCAUGGGCAUGACACUGUCCCUGUUCACAAUCAACGUUAGCACAGACAUGCGGCACCACCGUGUUCGUCUGGUGUUCCAGGACACGCCGCUCCAGCGGUGGAAGAAGAGGGGGGAUCAGGGUGUGGCCCAGGUGGUGUUGGACCCAGUACACAGUGUGAAGCUCAUGGACUGGUGGCACCCACAGUACCCCUCCUCAGCCUACAUAUAGGAAUCCGGCACACCAAGAACUCUGCUCUUAUCUCUUCCCACUCAUCAGAAAUACAAUAUUGGAUGACUCCGGAAAACCCUGGAUUAUGUUCAUUCUCAGUUGAUUUCACAUUUCGAUCAUCAUUGUCAGAUGAUGGCAAAAGUGUAUAAUGUUUCACAAUAUAGAAAACACUGAUUAGAUCACAGUGAUGGAUGAUAUAUAUUGAUACAUUGCUCAAUAUGUAUAUUUAGAGCUACCAGUUGCAUAAAAAGAUUCACCGGUCUGCCAUUAUUUUACAUUGGACAAUAUGUUGCAUGCUGAACCUACAUGUGGAACACAUUUUUUAAAACUCAUGGAUUAACAUGGUGGAACAUUUGUACCGCUCACUUGAAAAAGUACAAAAGUAUCUUAAUUUUUGCACCGGUUUAGAAUUUUACGAUGUUGCAUCAACAGAGUUGUAUUGUUUUUU
Anarrhichthys ocellatus (wolf-eel) is the source of this 1662-nucleotide messenger RNA. RefSeq names its product transmembrane protein 183A (gene tmem183a). The record is from RefSeq and is a predicted model, not a curated record. Gene Ontology annotation, molecular function: protein binding. Gene Ontology annotation, cellular component: SCF ubiquitin ligase complex. The transcript is spliced from 8 exons. NCBI's taxonomy places the organism in Eukaryota, Metazoa, Chordata, Actinopteri, Perciformes, Anarhichadidae. Bases 126 to 1214 code for a protein of 362 amino acids. Gene Ontology annotation, biological process: regulation of protein stability.